CUCCAUUCUACAGCACAAGCCGGCCUUCUUCCUCUUCCCCUCUGCUGAGCUCAAUCCGCAAUCCACUCCUUCCUCCAAACCAAGCACCAAAUCAUCUCCACCAACCUCCUCAACCCUACCUUGCCGACGUCUGUCUUCCAAGGCAAUGAAGGAGUGCGACAGCUACGACUCCUGCAAGCGCCGCCGCAUAAUCCGGCGAAUUAUUUAUGCCAUCGUCCUCUUCAUAAUCCUCAUCCUCCUCGCAAUCCUCAUCGUCUGGCUCGUCCUCCGGCCCACCAAACCCCAAUUCUACUUACAAGACGCCAGGGUUCUCGGAUUCAACCUAUCCGCGCCAAAUCUCCUCUCCUCCACCAUCCAAAUCACCAUCUCCUCCCGAAACCCUAACGAAAGGGUCGGCAUCUACUACGAUCGUCUGGAUAUCUACGCAGCCUACAAGAAUCAGCAGAUCACUCCGGCAUACAGCAUCCCCGGCCUGUACCAAGGUCAUAAGGACAUCGACGUCUGGUCUCCUUAUCUCUCCGGGUCCUUCAUCCCCAUCGCCCCUUACCUCUGCACCUCCCUCACCCAGGACGAAGCGAACGGAUUCCUAUUCCUCUAUGUCAAAAUCGACGGCCGGCUUCGGUGGAAGGACGGGAGAAAUCUCGAGCAAGGUACUUUUUCCUUCUCUUCUCUGUUUCGUUUACCUGCUCGACACAUAUUGGAGAUGCUAAAAUAG
Molecule: messenger RNA, 715 nt
Organism: Phalaenopsis equestris
Lineage: Eukaryota; Viridiplantae; Streptophyta; Magnoliopsida; Asparagales; Orchidaceae
Product: NDR1/HIN1-like protein 1
Exons: 2
Coding region: 146-715 (189 amino acids)
Biological process (GO): defense response to other organism
Source: RefSeq, a predicted model, not a curated record